AUGCCUAAGGUUAACAAGCGCAAAGCUCAAGCUCAAUCUGCUUCAUCGGUGAUUCGAAAAGAAGAGGAAGAGAAGGAUGUCGAAAGUUUUGAGGAGAAAUUGAAAGAACACGAAGUGGAAGAGACGAGUGUGGAGGAGGAGGAUGACGACGAAGAUGAGGAAGAAUAUAUUCCGGAGAAAGAUGAUACGCUACUCAUGGAGCGCUACUCAUGGAGCAAGUCAGAGUGGAUUGUUAUUUCUCAAAAGUUUUCUGCUGUACAGUUGACGUCAAAAAUCUUUAAAGGAAUUAAUUAUGAACAAAUAACACACUCGUGUUUUAAUUUAUCUAAAUUUACAUUUAUGACAUCUGGAUCCUGUCAAUCGGUUUCAAACAAGAAUAAUUGUUCUUCCUAUCGAUAUACAGCGGAAUUAAUCCCAUUGAUACAUUCCUUUACAAAUUUAAAAGAAUUAAGGUUAAAUAUAUCAGGUAAUAACAACAAUGAUAUUGAUCUAUUAAAUGGCCAUUAUCUAAAACAAAGAAUCUUAAUUAAUGAUUUUAAAUUUCAUAUUUGCUUAACUAAUAACGAUCUUGAUAGGUGUACAAAUAGUAUUUUAUCAACAUGGGAUUCAUUUUCAGUUGGUUUACAUAAAAUAAAAGUUUUGAACUCAGUAAGAUAUUAUUUAUUUUCAUUACCAUAUCAAUUUGAACGAUUGUCACUAUCUUCAAACUUUUUACAAUAUAAAACUAAUAGUGACAAUAAAAAUUUAAUUGAAACUUGGAAAAAUGUAAAACAUAUUGUUUUUGAUCCUGAUCUUUCAUCGUAUUCAUCAGAUAUAUUUAGUUACAUUAAAAAUUUCUUUAUUAAUGUUAAUGAAAUAACAAUUCAUCGUGUAUUUUUAUUAGAUAAUUUUAAUUUAAAUAAUAAUCGAUAUAAAGAACAAAUAUGUGAGCGUAUUGAAAUAUUAAAUAUACAUUAUAUAAAAAAUAAUUUAUUAUGUAAGUAUGUAAUAUUAUUGAUGCCAAAUAUUAAAGAAUUAAAAUUACCAAAUUAUAAAAACCUAUUAGAAAUAACAAAUGGUUUUCAUGAUAUGGAUUUAUUUCAAAUAUUUAAAAAAAUUAAAAUUUUAGAAUUUCUUUUUGAUAAUAAUGAAAUAGUCGUUAAACCAAAAGAAUUUUAUGAUUAUUUAUUAGAAAUAAAACAUUUGUAG
Messenger RNA from Didymodactylos carnosus, 1188 nucleotides. Lineage: Eukaryota; Metazoa; Rotifera; Eurotatoria; Philodinida; Philodinidae. The record is from the annotation of a GenBank genome assembly.